CAGUUGUUCUCUACGAUACAACUGAACACGUUCUCAUCAAACCUUGAGACUCAGCUCAGGGUAGGACUUGGAGCUGUGGCAGGUUUAUCAUGAGUCCUCUCACCAAAACCAAACUGAUAAAUACGUCCAGCGAGGUGAUUUGAAGGAGAAAUUUGGAACAACCAGUAUUCACAACAGAGGUUUGGUGAUUGAUUGAUUGAUACCGAUGCAUCUGGUUUGCUCCGACCAGAUCAGCUGGAACCAAAAUAACGAAGACGACUGCCAGCAAACCACACAUCUGACGAAGACGAUGGAUAAUCCGAACUUCAAGUCUGAGGAUCAGCAACAUGGUGGGGCUCAUUCUAAUGGUCUUAGGAGCAAUGGCGGAGCUUCAGGAACAGCCACCACCCUUGACCUGGAAAACCCUCCGGUCCAGGCUCCCAAAAAGCAACCGGGAACUGUUAAAAAAUCCUACAAGAAGGUCAAAUCUGGACUUCAAUCAAACAGGGUCACAACCAAAUUUUUCCCCCCUCAGGGGGAAGUAUCAACAGUCUUAACAAUCACCCUGACUGUGAUUGCGGUCUUCUUCGUGGCAAGAACAGUUUUGGGACCGAUAGCGGGGCCCGGUGGCACAAUAUUUGCUCUUCUAGUACUCAUCUUAUUCGCACUGAUAGGAGGGAUGGCGGUUAAGAUGCUGGGAAUGGGUAUAUCAUGUUUGUGCGGGGUUGAUAUCAGGUUACCGCCCCUCCUGGGAAUGCUUAUUGUUGGAAUUGUGAUGAAGAAUGUUCCCUACAAUAUCGGGCAGUUUGGAAGAGAAGAAUGUCAAGGAAACAGAUCUGUUCAGUUUGCAGAUAGUCUUAACGAUCUGGACUUAAACUCUACAGAUUUCAAGGAAAAGCUCAUGGGGUUUGAUGUAAACAUAGAGAAAUAUGGAGUUCUUCAUGAAUCAAUGGACCUUCCUGAAAAGAUGGGAAGCAAUGACUUUAAAACUGUUGGAGUAAACAGCAGGAGGAGAAGAAGUAGUGGUAGUCAUCCUGAACCAACACUUAUCCAAGAAAAAUAUGAUCCUUGCAGGAAGAAAUAUAUAGGUCAUGAAUUAGAUCCUCUGAUCUCCAGGAGUCUGAGAACUAUCUGUUUAACCGUGAUCCUUUUGAUGGCAGGACUUGAACUUGAUCCGGUAGCAUUGUGGAACCUUUCAGGAAUGGUUGUCCGAGCAACCUUUGUUCCAUGCUUUGUGGAAGCAAUAGCAGUUGCUGUAUUCUCAAACCUGAUUUUGGGAUUUCCAUGGAGUGUUGGAUUCAUGCUUGGAUUUGUUCUAGCGGCUGUAUCUCCAGCAGUCAUCAUCCCAAGCUUGAUGAACCUGUCUGAACGAGGAUAUGGAGUAGCAAAGGGUAUUCCUACUCUUGUUAUAGCCGCCUGUUCAGCAGAUGAUGUUGUGGCAAUCAGUGGAUUCGGAAUCUUCUUGGGGAUAACCUUCAAUGCUGAUGCUCCUGUCCUAGACCUAGCACUGCAUGGUCCAAUCGAGGUGGCAAUCGGUCUCUCAUUCGGAAUAGGUUGGGGAAUACUGGCACAAUGGAUCCCAAACCAACAUCAUAAAAAUAUGGUAUUCUUCAGGUUCCUAAUCCUCUUCUCCGGAGGUUUGAUAGCUCUCUUUGGAGCUGGUCUUAUUCACUACGAUGGCGCGGGAGGGCUGGCCGCAAUCAUCAUGGCAUUUGUAGCUGGUAUGCGCUGGAGGAAAGAAGGUUGGGGCGAUCAUAACCCGGUCUCAAAAACUUUCAGGAAGAUGUGGAUUAUCCUUGAGCCGGUCAUUUUUGCUCUCAUCGGAACGGAAAUCCAGAUUGAUAAGAUCGAUCCUGCAACCCUUGGUUUAGGGAUUCUAGUUCUUGUGCUGGCUCUCACCCUUAGAAUGAUCGGAACCUUCUUUGCUGUCAGCUGCGGAAAUCUGAACUUUAAAGAGAAGAUUUUCAUGGCGUUUGCCUGGCUGCCCAAAGCGACUGUUCAAGCUGCUCUAGGUCCCAUUUUUUUGGACAACGCUAUCAAGAACGGGUUGACUGAGUACAUUCCGAUGGGUGAACAGAUUCUAACCCUGGCUGUCCUCUCUAUCCUCAUCACAGCUCCCUUGGGGGCCAUCAGCAUCCUCGCACUCGGACCCAAGCUCCUUACCAGCAACAAGCUCGAGGCAGGUCUUCCAGUUCAUGCUGAGGACCAUGAUGUUCAUGAUGAGGAAGGGGAAGAGGAGGAAGAGCAUCAUUAAACAAACAUAUAUUUAUACAUGUACACUGUAGUUGUGUACACUUUACAACGUAGGUACCUUCUUUAACCACUUUUCAAGGUUGCUGCGUAUACCAGAUUAUUGAGAUUUUGUCCACUUGGAAAACUGGUAUAUUUUGUUUACCAACCCCCUCUUGUAGUUUGAAGGUUAAACUCACGUAUAUUCUACAUCUUAUAUAGGAUUUAAUCCCUAGAUUUGAGAUAUAUGGCUAUUUAUUAAUACAAAUACUACUGCUUAAAUACUGUAAAUGGAAACUGUAUAAAUGUAAAUUUUUGGUUUUUUAUCUCAAAGGUGAAAAUUGCUAUGGACUGUGCUCUGAGAUAAUUUGGUAAGCACGAAUAAACCAAUACCUAGCAAACCUUAA
Molecule: messenger RNA, 2615 nt
Organism: Eurytemora carolleeae
Lineage: Eukaryota; Metazoa; Arthropoda; Copepoda; Calanoida; Temoridae
Product: sodium/hydrogen exchanger 9B1
Exons: 6
Coding region: 206-2233 (675 amino acids)
Biological process (GO): proton transmembrane transport
Cellular component (GO): membrane
Molecular function (GO): antiporter activity
Source: RefSeq, a predicted model, not a curated record